AUGGCGUGCAGUAAAGUGAGGAAAAUUGAUCGAGAGUGCCGGGUUUUUAAUGAACAAUGGACCAGGGAUUAUUUUUUUGUUCCAUGGAAGGACCGUGCCAUUUGUAUUAUAUGUAAAGAAAACGUGUCCGUGUUUAAAGAAUACAACCUUCGCCGCCAUCACGAAACCCGUCACAAGGAGUAUGCUAGCUUGAAAGGGGCAGCGAGAGAUGACAAAGUUCGGCGACUGAAAGGUGGGCUAGCAGCUCAGCAGGAUGCCCUGCUCCGUCAAUCACGGGCCAACCUGGCUGCUGUCCGAGCAAGCUACAAAGCAGCUAACCUACUGGCUAUUCACGGCAAGCCGUUCACGGACGGUGAAUUCGGGAAGGCUAUGAUGCUGGCUGUGUCUGAGGAAGUGUGCCCCGAGAAGACGGAUACCUUCAGAGGGGUGGUCGUGCAGUGUGUCAACUACAUCCGGAAAAAUGGGCUGAAACACAGGCAGUUCCAGGCCUUUCUCUCCGAAUUGGGGUCUGCCUACCAGGAUGUGCUGUACUACACCGAAAUUCGAUGGCUAAGUCGAGGCAAAGUAUUGCGCCGUUUCUACGACCUGCUGCCCGAAAUUAAUACCUUCCUCCAGUCUAAAGGUGAAACGGUACAGGAGCUGACGGACCCGGGGUGGAAAUGGGACCUCGCGUUUUUAACUGAUGUGACUGAAGUGUUGAACCACCUCAACCUACAGCUCCAAGGCAAAGGGAAUCUCAUCAGUGACAUGUAUUCCCACAUAAAAGCAUUCGAGGUCAAACUGCAGCUCCUUCUGCGACAGGUCCAAAAGCUGGACUUCACACAUUUCCCUGCCACCCAAAUGUACUGCGCCGAGAAACCAGCUGCCCCUUUCCCUGUCGCGAAGUGCAAGGAUGCCCUGGAGAUGCUGCAGCGAGAGUUCAGUGUGCGCUUCCGCGAGCUUCAUGUCAACAACAAAGACAUACGUCUGUUCCAGAACCCGUUUGCUGCUGACAUAGACGACGCACGUCCCUCUCUUCAGUUUGAACUAGCCGAGCUGCAGAAUUGUGAUGUCCUUAAAGACGCAUUCAAGCCUGACAGCCUACUUGAGUUCUAUGCUGCUCUACCAGAGUGCACAUACCCAAACAUCAAACAACAUGCUCUGAGGAUGUGCACCGUAUUUGGCAGCACCUACACGUGCUACACCCAGACAUCAGACUUCUCGCCAGCCAGAAGCAGGCACACAGUUCACACUGAUAGGUUUCCAGGCAGCAGGAGAGGGGACUGCAACUGCUGA
Messenger RNA from Knipowitschia caucasica, 1275 nucleotides. The record is from the annotation of a GenBank genome assembly. NCBI's taxonomy places the organism in Eukaryota, Metazoa, Chordata, Actinopteri, Gobiiformes, Gobiidae.